Molecule: messenger RNA, 7650 nt
Organism: Sinocyclocheilus grahami
Lineage: Eukaryota; Metazoa; Chordata; Actinopteri; Cypriniformes; Cyprinidae
Product: calmodulin-binding transcription activator 1-like
Exons: 24
Coding region: 24-3830 (1268 amino acids)
Biological process (GO): regulation of transcription by RNA polymerase II
Cellular component (GO): nucleus
Molecular function (GO): transcription coregulator activity; double-stranded DNA binding; protein binding
Source: RefSeq, a predicted model, not a curated record
AGGAUGUGGCGCGCGGAGGGGAAAUGGCUGCCGAAAACAAGCCGGAAGGACUGAAGAAAAUCCGUAAUCCGGAUCGAAUGUACAGAUCAGCUGUGUGUUAUUCAGCCCAUGCUCCUCCUAACAGUGUCAGUGAUGACACCGAGACGAACAAUGAACAUGGACAUUUAAAAAUAUACCUGCCCAAAAAGCUGCUUGAAUGUCUACCAAAAUGCUCCACGUUGCCAAAAGAGAGACACAGGUGGAACACCAAUGAGGAAAUUGCAGCAUACUUGAUAACAUUUGAAAAGCACGAGGAAUGGUUGACAACAUCCCCUAAAACAAGGCCACAGAAUGGGUCGAUGAUCCUCUACAAUAGGAAGAAGGUGAAGUACAGAAAGGAUGGCUACUGCUGGAAAAAAAGGAAAGAUGGGAAGACCACGCGGGAGGAUCACAUGAAGCUCAAAGUACAAGGAGUGGAGUGUCUGUACGGCUGUUAUGUCCACUCCUCCAUCAUUCCCACCUUCCACCGCAGGUGCUACUGGCUUUUACAGAACCCAGACAUUGUGCUGGUCCACUACCUGAAUGUGCCAGCUAUCGAGGAUUGUGGGAAGCCAUGUGGGCCCAUCCUGUGCUCCAUCAAUACAGACAAGAAAGAAUGGGCCAAAUGGACGAAGGAGGAACUCAUUGGCCAGCUGAAACCCAUGUUUCAUGGCAUCAAGUGGACUUGCAGCAAUGGGAACAGCAGUUCUGGCUUCUCUGUGGAGCAGCUGGUGCAGCAGAUACUGGACAGCCACCAGACCAAGCCUCCUCCCCGGACUCACAACUGCCUCUGCACUGGCACUCAGGGUGCUGGGAGCAGUGUGCAUCAUAAGUGUAACAGUGCCAAACACCGCAUUAUCUCGCCCAAAGUGGACCCUCGUUCAGGUGGUUACAGCAGCACCCACUCUGAGCUCCAGAAUAAUGAUGUGUCCGAGGGUAAGACAGAGCACAGCCAGAGCAGCAAAAACAGAGGAGGAACAGGAGGUGGGAGUGUACGUGAAAAACGCAAUGGCAAGGUACACAAACCUGUGCUGCUGCACCAGAACAGCACUGAGGUCUCCUCUACCAAUCAGGUGGAAGUGCCAGACACCACCCAGAAUUCCCCUGUGUCCAUCAGCAGCGGGCUGAAUUCUGACCCCGACAUGGCUGACAGCCCAGCAGUCACAGGCAUGGGUCAUGUUGCCUCUGUUAUGAGCAGCCUAUCCCAGAGUGUUUUUAUGUCUGAGGUGACUGGGGAUCCCGUCUACAGCAUGUCCCCCACUGGAGGCCCCAAUACCCAUAUUAUGGGUGGCUCGCUGCAACUCCUUCAGUACCAAGGAGGUUUCCCAGGUCUUGGUGCAGAGCACGAGGAAGUGGUCGGCAUGGAUCAGAACCGCAAUGUUGGGUCCGGUCAGGCUGGAGCCACAGAAAAUGGGACAGAUGGUUUACUAAAAUCUGGGGAUCAUCUACAAGCCUGUGCAGGAGGAAGUGGAGAGAACGGAGGAGCGGAUCACUUCAUGCAGCAGAGCUCUGAGAAUGGACCCAUCGAGGGACAAGGACAAGGUGGCUCGCUGCAACUCCUUCAGUACCAAGGAGGUUUCCCAGGUCUUGGUGCAGAGCACGAGGAAGUGGUCGGCAUGGAUCAGAACCGCAAUGUUGGAUCCGCUCGUGCACUCCCCUCCCUACCUUCAUCCCAGCACGACUGGCUGUCACUUGAUGAUAACCAGUUCAGAAUGUCCAUCCUGGAGCGGCUGGAACAGAUGGAGCGCAGGAUGGCUGAGAUGGCUGGUCAGCAGCAGCAGGGCUGUGGAGGAACAGCAGGGACUGGAGGGGGAGGUGGAGACGGAGGCGCCAACAGCCAGUCUCAGUGUAUCUCGGGACAAGCAGGAAGCUCUUUUGAGAGUCGUGUGGUGGUUGUUUGUGAGAAGAUGAUGAACAGGGCCUGCUGGGCCAAAUCCAAACAUCUGAUCCACUCCAAGACCUUUCGGGGCAUGACCUUGCUACACCUUGCUGCAGGCCAAGGCUACGCCACCCUCAUUCAGACUCUUAUCAAAUGGCGCACGAAGCAUGCAGACAGCAUUGAUCUGGAACUUGAGGUGGACCCUCUCAACGUGGAUCACUUCUCUUGUACUCCACUGAUGUGGGCUUGUGCAUUGGGUCACCUAGAAGCAGCUGUGGUUUUGUACAAGUGGGACCGGAGAGCACUGGCCAUCCCAGACUCUCUAGGGCGCCUGCCCCUCUUCAUCGCCCGCUCCCGUGGCCACACCAAGCUGGCAGAGUGUCUGGAGCAGCUCCAGAGGGAGGAACAGCAGCAGCAGCAGACCCCGUCUUCCUUACCCCCAACCUCUAGCAUGUCUUUCUCUCCCAAUCCUGACAUCCCCACCUCUAACAGCUGGAUGGUGAGCUGGGGCAGCGACAGUAUGGUGGCCCCCAGCAGGCAGAACACUGGUACAGCCACCACUACUACAACCCCUUGCACCAACCAGAAUCCUGAUUUGAGAAGACCAAGAUCAGAGCCCUCUAGCUACUACAGCAACGAGUGCCAGCGGGACCUCCCCCUCGCCAAAAAACACAAGCCCAACCCCGAGUUUGUGCAAGGACAGCUGGAUAAGCACAUGUCUGUUUCCUUGAACAUAGAGCAGCAGACACAUAAACUGUCAACCAGCCCUAAGGCCCUUCCUUCCACCCCAUCCAGCCCGGAUAAGAGCGUCUCUGAGGAGGGUUUGGGGACAGUGGGCAUCCUGCAAGCCAAGAUGGCCUCUUACCGUGGAGGCCAUAAAUGGGGCACUAGAGAAGUGCUCAGGAAGAGUAGCAUCAGCGGCACAGGGAAGGAGAAGUUGGCCAGCCGGUUGCGACAGCGUGGCGAACCCCUCAGCAUGCUGGGAAUGGUGGAGAGAGAGAUGGUAGACACUGAGAUACUUUCUUACAAGGAGGAUCUAGAGAACCAGAACUGCCUCUCGCACAUGGAGGACCUGCAGGCGAAUAUGAUGAGCCUGGCAGAGCACAUCAUUGAGGCCACUCCAGAGCGUAUCAAGCGGGAACAUUUUCCAACCAUGGAGUCUGUUCCUCUGGACAACAGUGGGCUCACCAACACCAUGUGCUGGCUAGCCAGUUACCUGGGAGACGUGGAACACCUGCCCGGCAUCAUCCACUUGAGUCCCAUAUACAGUGAACCCCUGACCCCUCCCUCCAACCCUAGCCUGAGCCCGGGUAACUCGCCCAUGCGUGAGGGCCCAUUUGAGAAGCCGACCUUGCCUGCUCCAUCCGAGUGGAGUGAGUUUCUCCGAGCCUCCAACAGCAAAGUGGAGAGAGAGUUAGCCCAGCUCACACUGUCCGACCCCGAGCAGAGGGAGCUCUACGAAGCUGCACGGCUGGUGCAGACCGCUUUCCGCAAGUACAAGGGACGCCCACUGCGCGAGCAACAGGAAGUAGCCACCUCUGUCAUUCAGCGCUGUUACAGGAAAUACAAGCAGCUAACAUGGAUAGCCUUGAAGUAUGCACUUUAUAAGAAGAUGACGCAGGCCGCCAUCCUUAUCCAGAGUAAGUUCCGCAGCUACCACGAGCAGAAGAAGUUCCAGCAGAGCCGGCGGGCGGCUGUGCUGAUCCAGCAGUGCUACCGCAGCUACAGGAAGUUUGGCCGGCUGAGGCCCCACCGCAGAGCGGCCACCGCAGCAAAGGUCCAGCACAAACUCAGAAGCAGUCUUCUCACUAAGAGGCAGGAUCAGGCCGCCCGCAAGAUCAUGAGGUUCCUCCGCCAUUGUCGCCACAGCCCCUUGAUGGACCAUAGACUAUUCAAGCGGAGUGAGAGAAUUGAGAAAGGCCAGGGAACAUGAGAGCGUCCAGAAGAGCCCCCUCACAAUGUGACAUUACUCUCUCCAGACUCUUCCUUUCAGUUUUUCUGUUUCAACCAGAGACGUUUUACAAGAGGAAAAAAAAUAGCAAGAACACUGCAACUCUUACUAUAACUGUAUGACUGAUACUUUGGCUGCUAAACAACUGCGUUUUUCAUAUGUCUUUAUUCCUUCUAUGUUUCUUUUAUGAAGAAAAGAGCCAACUGCUGUGGAUCAAAACAAACUCUAAGGACGUUGUUUUAGGAGGAACAACAUUUGCUUCGUGGCAUUUUUUGCACUUUUUAAUGGAUUGAUUUGUCAUUUUGGAUGAGCAUUAAAAUGUUUUGUUUGAAAAAGGAAAAAAGGAAUGGAAGUCCUGCUCUUCAGUGGCUCGUAAAGGAAAGAAAGAAAGAAAGAAAGAGAGAGAGACAAAAUAUGGAGUUGACACAAUCAUGGCCGGACCUGUUCCGAGUGUAUUUCAUUGUUUUCAAAAGAUCACAAGAUGUGUUUAGUGGGUACAAUUGUUACCAAAAAUGAUGAAUAAUUCAUGAAUUAGUUUUUGUACAUGCUUUACUCCACAACCAGACAAAUUCGUCAGAAACUUCUUCCAGUCUGUCCCUUACGGUCACCUGUCUUCUCUUAGCUACAAGGGGACUGGGUAGCUGAUGAAUGUAAAGAGGGAAAUGAGCAGGCUCGCGUGAUGUGGCAAAUGCUGAUGUUAUUUUGCUAACAAGACAAGUGGAAUCAACAACUAUUUUCAAAUUGAUGAUAUUCAGCCAGUUCAGAGUUAGCAAGACAUCACAGAGCAAUGGAACGCUCCAGGCAGAACUUGUCUUAUGCAUGCUUGAAACUAGGCCACAGCAUUUUAAUUUUUAACUACAUGAAUGUACUGGAGACACCAAAUGUCAUCACCUCUGCCCAUCAUUUACUAUUGGCCAGUUUGUAAAGUUUUCUUUUGUUAAUCCAAUGUUAAACAGUCAUUGGUGAAGCUUUCUUUCAGUUGAAAAUCAACUUAAGAGGUUUUCUAAGCUGUUUAAGGGAAAAUUACAUGCAUUGCCUUGAUAUCUUUGACAUACUUUGAAGGCUCUCCACACCCAGGGUUAGACAAAUCCAUAUUUUUUGACAAUUGAGCGGUUCCUGUACAUAAAGAGGGUUGCCGGUACGCAAAGUAAAACAUUUAUCUAAGCGGGAUUGUAUUUUAGAAAUAUAUUAUUUUACUCAUUGAAAGGAAUCAAAACAGAUUAGCGUCAAAAUCUGAAUAUUUGUAUAGUUUUGUUUGAAUGCCUAAGAAGUAUGGUUGUAUCGUUUGUACAUAGUGUAAAUACCUGGGAUAAAGUCAAGCUACUGUAUGUGCAUGACAAAAACGAACACAGAUACAAAAAAAGAGUUCAAAAGCAUUAGUGGCUAUGCUCUGUAAAAUUAUUUCACUAUAAGAGUAUUUUAUUUUACUUUGAAUGUUCUUGAGAAGAACAUUUUGCUAAAGCAUGACUUUCCUGCGAUUAUGAAAAAUACAGUAUUUAUGAGGUAGGAGAAAAGGCUAAAUGAUCAUUAGGUUAUGAUUACAUCUGUUUGUUUGUUUUUUUCUGGGCUACCAAGAACCUUUUUGCCAACGGUGCCAAGUAAUGUGAAUGCUACUGCUUAAAGGAAGUUAAUCAUUGCUGAACAGAUAAUCACAUGGUAAAACGUGAUCAGAUUCACUUGCAUUCAAUAGCAUAACCCGUCAACACAGUCGAUCAAGGAUGGUGGUGUAUUCAGGAAGGAUCUUAGUGUAUCACAUAUCUCAUUUGGUUUAUUUGUACUGUAUGUUUGUUUGUUUUGUGUUUCAUAAGUCUGAAUACUUUUGUAUUAUGUCAUUGAAAUGAUGUAAAGUAUGUUUUUCUGUUAUGAAUGCAGGUAGUAGAGCUUAUAGCAGCAUUAUGCAGCUUUAAGUAACAUUCUGACAGUCUUAUUACACAAAAUGUGCAAAAAACCAAACCUGUGAGCUGACAGUAAAGACAAAGAAGCUGAAAUAAUGAGAUAACUCAUUAAUUCGAAAUCCACACUGCUACACUGACUGAAAGUUUAGGUUCCCUGUUAUGCAUUUAAACGGGUUUCUUUUGGUGCUAAAACAUUGGCGUCAAGGGCCUGGUAGACCUCCAAAAAUCAAUCAGUUUCAGCAGUGUUGCAGUGAUGUUACUUUCAACAGCAGGUGUCGCUGUGGUGUUUGAAAAAGGGAAAGUCUAUGAAAACGCUCCUGAAAAUAAUUUCUAAUGCACUACAAUUGUGUAGAUUUCAGUUUCCCCUCAUAUCAAAAUGCUUUUUGUCAUAUGUUGUAUUUGCGUCUCUGUUCAAGAGGAUGAUAUGUAAAUGUUUUCUUCAGAGUGCUUAUGUUGGAAGUGCCUGAUCAUAUUCUAAAUCCAGCGAGCCGUGUCAGUCUGCAUGUGAGGUUUGCGAUGGACUGGCAUUAGCGAGAAGUGAAUAAUAGUCUGUCCUUUUUUUAUUUUCCGUUACGUAACUUGUUUCUUUGUCCGUGCUUUCUCCGUGUAAGUUAUUUCAUUCGUCAUAACUCACGUCCUCUAUGGGAACUGCCAGAUGAGCCCGCGAGAACUGCAGAUUUCAGUCCGGCUGGUUCUUGCCUUGCAUUCAUCAUUCCGGUAGCAGUUUAGGUUGUCAGCUGAUGCACUGCGGCGGCAACUCGAGUCUUAUUAUGCUUGCAUGGGUAACAUAGAUAACCGGGUGGCUAAAAACAGCACCCAAAGCAUGCUUAUUUUUGUAGAUUUGGUAGUCAGGUAGACUUGUCGAAGAAAUACUGUUCUUUAUAACAGCUGGUUUCAUGGGUUGCAGAACUUGAAACAGACCGAGGGCUUCGAAACGUAACUUUACAAUACAAAAAGUCAAAACAGAUAUACAGGGGUAGCAUGAAUCUUUUUUAUUUUUUUAAUAGAAUUUGGCUUCCUGUUUCCUCUUCGAAUUCAGUCUCACCCCACUUUCCAUUUACAUUCACAUUUUUUUAACUAUUCCACCUCCACAAAAACAGGUUAAAAAAAACUGUGUACCUCAUAAGAAAGCAUGCACCACAGAACUGUGUCCAUAUCCACGCUAAGUGUCCAUGGCACUGGUGCAGUUGAAACCUCGGGUGUGAAUCUGACGGGUUCACUUUUGUAUCUUAACUCAGGUGCCAAACUGGAGAAAAGGAGAGAUAGAGCAAGUCACUUGAGAAUUAGUUGCUGCUUAUUGGGAAACGAGCCAGACUGUCCUGAUCAAAUUACUGUGAUUCUGAACAUGUCAUGCUGUUCACCUUUUUUUAAUCAACUAUGUGAGCUGAGUUGAUGUACCUUAGGUCUAUAAAACCGAUUUGUUGGAAGCGUGGCACUGACUGGUGUUGUAUAAGAGUGAUUAAGCCCAUUGGAAUGGAGCAGGCCUACUCGAAUGCGUCUGAUGCUUGUAUAAAUACGCAUGGAUGUUUCCGUUCAAUGCAGCGUCUCCGUACCGUCACUAUAUAAACACACUGCCGUGGAUAUACUGUCUCACAAUAAUGAAAAAUGCUGCUCGGAUCAAUUCAUGAACAUCAUCACUUUAUUAUAGCCAUAGAUAGACGUUUUAAAACAUAAAAGAGUAGCUGUAGUUGAUAAAUGCCAGACAAUAACCUCAUCUGGUCGCAUACGGGUUCAUUUUGACAAUUCUGCUUCAGCUUUAACGGUAUCACAGCUCAGCCCACAGAAGAUACCUCAUCAGUUUUGUUUGACAUCAACAACUUCGAGCAGAGACUUUCUUUCCUGCGCAUCCAUUCUUUAGAAAAGGGAAAGCAGGGCCCUACACUCUUAAAAAUAAAGGUGCUUCACGA